This is a messenger RNA of Gorilla gorilla gorilla (western lowland gorilla), 2786 nucleotides long. RefSeq names its product myomegalin-like. NCBI's taxonomy places the organism in Eukaryota, Metazoa, Chordata, Mammalia, Primates, Hominidae. Gene Ontology annotation, biological process: regulation of Golgi organization; positive regulation of microtubule nucleation; centrosome cycle. Gene Ontology annotation, molecular function: molecular adaptor activity. The record is from RefSeq and is a predicted model, not a curated record. The transcript has 14 exons. Gene Ontology annotation, cellular component: centrosome; Golgi apparatus. Bases 904 to 1944 code for a protein of 346 amino acids.
CCCAUGUGGAUCUGCCCAGGCGGCGGCGGCGGCGGCGGAGGAGGCGACCGAGAGGAUGCCCGCCCUGCGCCCCGCUCUGCUGUGGGCGCUGCUGGCGCUCUGGCUGUGCUGCGCGGCCCCCGCGCAUGUUGUCCAGUGUACAGAAGCUUACUGGAAGGAGUGGCCAACUAGUUAAAGGUUUGACACCUCAAUAUCAACAAAAUGCCAAGUGGAUCAUUUUGACUCUCGCAGCAAUCCAACUGGACAUUUGACCAUGCCCCGUGGUCAGUGGAGAGCUUCUUCUCUGAAGGCCACUUUUAUCUAGCACAUCAAGGCUAUACACCUCUUUCACUAAGAAGAAUUUGGCACUUUUAUGUUGUGAGAGCUGAGAUUCACCAUUCUCCACCAUCCUGAGAAGAGCUUUGAUAGAAGGGCUACUCCUGAGGAACUGUGAUUCCCUGAUUUAGGAUCAGGCCCGGAAACUGUCUUACCUACGGCAAAAAAUACGAGAAGGGAGAGGUAUUUGUUAUCUUAUCACCCAGCAUGCAAAAGAUACAGUAAAAUCUUCUGAGGAUCUCCUAAGGAGCAAUGACAUUGACUACUACCUGGGACAAAGCUUCUGGGAGCAACUCACCCAGGGAAGCCAGCUGACAGAGAGGCUCACCAGCAAACUCAGCACCAAGGAUCAUAAAAGUGAGAAAGAUCAAGCUGGACUUGAGCCACUGGCCCUCAGGCUCAGCAGGGAGCUGCAGGAGAAGGAGAAAGUGAUUGAAGUCCUGCAGGCCAAGCUGGAUGCUCGGUCCCUCACACCCUCCAGCAGCCAUGCCUUGUCUGACUCCCGCCGCUCUCCCAGCAACACCUCUUUACUGUCUGAUGAGCUGGAAGCCUGCUCUGACAUGGACAUAGCCAGCGAGUACACACUCUAUGAAGAGAAGAAAGCUUCUCCCGGUCACUCAGAUUCCAUCCAUCAUUCGAGUCAUUCUGCUGUGUUGUCUUCUAAACCAUCAUCAACCAGUGCAUCUCAGGGGGUUAAGGCCGAAUCCAACAGCAACCCCAUCAGCUUGCCAACUCCCCAGAAUCCCCACAAGGAGGCCAACCAGGCCCAUUCAGGGUCUCACUUUGUCACCCAGACUGAAGUGCAGUGGCACAAUCUCGGCUCACUGCAGCCUCAACCUCCGGGGCUCAAGUGACUCUCCCACCUCAGCCCCCCAAGUAGCUGAGAUUACAGGUGCCAGCACUCUUCCUUCUGCUUCCACAGCUACAUUGCCGAGCAACGACUUGGAAGCCGACUCUUCCCACUACCUCAACUCUGCCCAGCCUCACUCUCCUCCUAGGGACACCAUAGAACUAGGAAGAAUCCUGGAGCCUGGGUACCUGGGCAGCAGUGGCCAGUGGGACAUGAUGAGGCGUCAGAAAGGGAGUUUAUCUGGGGACCUAUCCUCAGGCUCCUCUGUGUACCAGCUUAACUCCAAACCCACAGGGGCUGACCUGCUGGAAGAGCAUCUUGGUGAAAUCCCGAACCUGCACCAGCGCCUGGAGGAGUCCAUCUGCAUCAGUGACCGCCUAUGGGAGCAAGUGGAACACUGGCUGACCUCUACUGCAUGUGGAAGCGGAUCCACCUCUAAGUUCUACAGUCAGGGUCUGGAGUCCAUACCUCAGCUCUGCAAUGAGAACAGAGUCCUCAGGGAAGAAAAUCAGAGACUUCAGGCUCAACUGAGUCAUGUUUCCAGAGAGCAAUCCCGAGAAACGGAAAGCCUGAAGGAGGCUCUGCUGUCCUCUCGAUCCCACCUUCAAGAGCUGGAAAAGGAGCUGGAGCACCAGAAGGUGGAAAGGCAGCAGCUUUUGGAAGACUUGAGGGAGAAGCAGCAAGAGGUCUUGCAUUUCAGGGAGGAACGUCUUUCCCUCCAGGAAAACGACUCCAGCUUACAGCCUGGAUGCCUGUCACCAAAUCCUUUUGAGCAGUGACCUGAGCCACCUGGUGGCAGAGGUAUGAGCUCUGAGAGGGCAGCUGGAGCAGAGCAUUCAGGGGAACAAUUGUCUGCGACUGCAGCUGCAACAGCAGCUGGAUAGCGGUGCUGGCAAAGCCAGCCUCAGCCCCUCCAUUAACCAGAACUUCCCGGCCAGCGCUGACUCUGGAAACAAGCAGCUGCUCCUCCAAGAUUCAGCCGUGUCCCCUCCAGUCUGGGAUGUUGGUAUGAAUUCCCCAGCUCUGGUCUUCCCCAACUCUGCUUCCUCUACUCCUGGCUCAGAAACGGCCAUAAUCAACUGAGCAAAUGGCUUGGGUUUGGAUACUUCUCCAGUAUUGAAGACCCCUCGCAAGCUGGAGGGUGAUGCUACUGAUGGCUCCUUUGCCAAUAAGCAUGGCCGCCAUGUCAUUGGCCACAUUGAUGACUACAGUGCCCUAAAACAGCAGAUUGCAGAGGGCAAGCUGCUGGUCAAAAAGAUAGUGUCUCUUGUGAGAUCAGCGUGCAGCUUCCCUGGCCUUGAAGCCCAAGGCACAGAGAUAGUCACAUCUGUAGCUUUAGGUGCACUCUUUCCUUGUGCCCUUUCUUCCUUUGAUGUUAACUCCUUCUCCCACCAUUUUUGUUUUUUUGUUUUUUUUCCAUGCUUUGCAUCUCUCAACAGCUGAGGCUUCCUCUUCCAUGCAUAGCAGCCAGGCCCUUUCUUCUCUAUCUCCUAUUUUCACUGUGAGUUCUGCUCUGUUCCAUAUAUAGCUGACUGGAUAUUUCCCCUCAGCCCCACAGAAACACGUGGCAUUGCCUAGCAGCCUUUGGUAGCUUAUUAUCUACCAUAGUCUUGCAGGCACA